Molecule: messenger RNA, 1110 nt
Organism: Cuscuta epithymum
Lineage: Eukaryota; Viridiplantae; Streptophyta; Magnoliopsida; Solanales; Convolvulaceae
Source: the annotation of a GenBank genome assembly
GAAUAUAAAAUUUAGCGUCAUCUUUUUAAACAGUUCCGUGCCAUUCCUGAUUUCUUGUUGUGAAAUACAGAAAUGCACCGUUAUUUUUAGAAUUUAGGAAAGAGAAAGAUAAUUGUCGGUGACGGUGAGUGGGUUUCUCCUUGCCGUUCUCUAUCUUCAGAGACUUAUCUUCACGGUUUGAUCAUUUUGGCUGUAGUCUCUGUAACCGGAAAUGAAACUCGGGUCAGGAGGAUCUGGCGUAGUCGUCCCUAGGAAUUUUAGGUUGCUUGAGGAGCUUGAACGUGGGGAAAAAGGCAUUGGAGAUGGUUCUGUCAGCUACGGAAUGGAUGAUGGUGAUGAUCUUUACAUGUGUUCUUGGACUGGAACCAUAAUCGGUCCGCCUAAUACUGUACAUGAUGGCCGAAUUUAUCAACUGAAGCUGUACUGUGACCAAGAUUAUCCAAAUAAGCCUCCAAGUGUUCGCUUCCAUUCGUGUAUCCGCAUGACCUGUGUGAACAGUGAAACUGGAGUGGUUGAACAAAAUAAGUUUGCAGUUCUUGCAAAUUGGCUGAGAGAGUAUACAAUGGAAACCAUCUUGAUUCAGCUGCGGAAAGAAAUGGCUGCACCGCACAACCGGAAGCUCCCUCAACCGGCAGAAGGAACCUUUUACUCUUAGCUGAAACUUCAAGCAUUCUACUAGGUCUAGUAUCUUUCACUGUCUGUUGUUAUCAGAGAAAGAUGGAGAUGUAAGACUAUAUAUGACCAUCUUACAUGUGUCUAUACAUACUUCCGACUCUAUGUCCAAAUGAAUGUUAGAACUAACUAACAUGGUGAACCUUAGUCAGACUUUUUCUUCUUUGUUCUACUGCCUCCCUCCCAACCAUUCUCAUAAGCUGCAUUAUAUCUUAAUUUGGAUUCUUCCUUCAUUUUUCAUUUACUGGCAGUGGCGGACCGAACAUGGGGGCUAAUGGAGGAUCCCCCCCCCCCAAUUUUUUUCCUAGGUAUAUUUAUUCCGAAAUUUUAAUAUGUAUGUCUUUAUAUGUAUUUUUUACAUUGCCGCCCCUCCUAGCUAGAAUUCUUGCGUCCGCCGUUGUUUACUGGUUUAUAGUUGCAUCUUCUCGGAGUUCUUUC